ACCAAAAGUCUCUUUCUUUUUGCUGUCUGUCGGCCACCUUGUUCCGGAGGCAAACCGUGCACUUCACUUUAACCAAGUUGAAGUCUUUUCCGAGCUCUCUCCGAUCGAAAUAAAAUCAUCCUCUCUAAAUCUCUCUCUUAGGGUUCGCGAACUAGUAUUCACUUUUUCCCCUCCUUAUGGCCUCUGAUGCUUCUGCUGCCCUUGCUGUGAGACAGAAAGUUCAACUCUUUCUGAAUGCCGCUCGCACAGGCAACCUUGACCUCUUAAAGAAGUUGGCGGGGCAGCUUGAUGAUGGGAAAGGGCUGGCGAAAACGAUAGCUGAUAUUAAGGAUGCCAACAAGCGUGGUGCGCUUCACUUUGCGGCCAUUGAAGGCAAGACUGAAGUGUGCAAGUACUUGUUGGAGGAACUCAAACUCGAUGUUGAUACAAGAGACGAAGAUGGUGAGACUCCUCUUAUUCAUGCUGCUAGGCAAGGGCAUACUGAUACUGCAAAAUUCCUUCUUGAACACGGCGCUGAUCCUUCGAUAGCCAGUAAUUUAGGGGCCACAGCCCUGCACCAUUCUGCAGGCAUAGGAGAUAUCGAAUUGCUGAAGUAUUUAAUUUCUAAAGGUGUUGAUGUCAAUUCACAAAGUGAUUCUGGAACUCCUUUAAUUUGGGCUGCCGGUCAUGCUCAACCAGAUGCUGUUAAAGUUUUGCUAGAACACAAAGCUGAUCCUAACGCUGAAACUGAUGAUAAUAUCACUCCACUAUUGUCAGCUGUGGCAGCCAGUUCACUGCCUUGCCUGGAGCUAUUAAUUCAGGCGGGUGCUAAAGUAAAUAUUAGUGCUGGUGGAGCAACUCCUUUACACAUUGCUGCUGAUAAUGGCAGCACAGAAAUCAUUAACUGUUUGUUAAAAGCUGGGGCUGAUCCCAAUGUCACUGAUGAGGAUGGCACAAAGCCGAUACUGGUUGCUGCUGCAAGAAGCAAUCGUGGAGCUGUUAAGAUCCUGUUUCCCUUGACAUCUAAGAUUGAAAGUAUCCCGAAGUGGACAGUUGAUGGCAUAAUUGAGUAUAUGCAUUCUGAAACGAGCAGACAACAGGAAGAAAUGAAAAGUCUGAAGGAAGCUGAUAUGCCAAAGGAGUUACCGAAGCAAGAUCUCCCUGAGGUCACCCCUGAAGCAAAGAAGAAAGCUGCAGAAGCAAAAUCAAGAGGAGAUGAGGCUUUUAAAAGACAUGAAUUUGAUAUUGCUGUAGAUGCUUAUACACAGGCAAUCGAUCUAGACCCGACUGAUGCUACUUUGUUUUCUAAUCGAAGUCUUUGUUGGAUCCGUCUUGGUCAAGCUGAGCAGGCCUUAGCCGAUGCAAAGGCCUGCAGAGCAUUAAGACCAGAUUGGCCAAAAGCUUGCUAUCGGGAAGGUGCAGCAUUACGCUUAUUGCAGAAAUUUGAUGAAGCUGCCAACGCCUUUUACGAGGGCGUGAAGCUUGAUCCCGAAAGUAGAGAGCUAGUAACUGCUUUCAGGGAAGCUGUUGAAUCCGGGAGAAAAUUCCAUGGUACUGACAAGCAAAAGGGAAAAUCAUAGUGACCCCUUGACGAUCUUCUAGAGUCUAGUUAGUACAAGAAAAUUGAGGGUGUCAUUUUUCAAUUUUGGGACCAACGGUUUUAUUUGAAUUAAAAAGGUUUAUAAUUUGAGAGGACAGUUUUAAUCUCUAAUUUUUGCCUUCAUUUCUUACUUGCUAAGCUUUUUAAACGUUUUCUAUCGUUGUCACU
Morus notabilis is the source of this 1747-nucleotide messenger RNA. RefSeq names its product putative ankyrin repeat protein RF_0381. The transcript has 13 exons. Gene Ontology annotation, molecular function: protein binding. The coding region runs from base 177 to 1559 and encodes 460 amino acids. The record is from RefSeq and is a predicted model, not a curated record. Lineage: Eukaryota; Viridiplantae; Streptophyta; Magnoliopsida; Rosales; Moraceae.